AUGGCGUCAUCAUCAUCGUCAACAUUGUCUUCUUCAAACAGAGAAGAAGAUCUGACAUCAGAAAAUGCUGAAUCGUCUGCUUCCAGUAGAGAACAGGUACCGUUAGCUAUUAAUAAUCAAGAACAAGUGAUGAACAAACGAAUUUUGAUUAAACAGGAAAUGGAAGAUGUCGCAAGGAGUACAAAUGUAACUGUUCAAUCGAAUGGUAAUGCUCUUCUUCGCCAAGGACAUUCGACUGUGAAUAAAGUCCUUGAAACAACAACAGAUGAAAGUCUACCAGACUCAAGUCCGAUUGAUCAAGCUGUUCUUCCUAUUACUAAUAGAAACAUCUCAGAAAACAAUACAACAACAGCCAGUAGCACUGUUGAACCGCAUAAUGCACCAACAACGCGUAUGCUGACGAUACAAUUUGCAUCAAAGUCAUUUUUACUUUCUGUUGCAUAUAUUCUAGAAUCUCAAACGAGUACUACAACUGAAGAAAAUAGUCAACAGCAAUCCCAGAAUCAAAAGCACAUUAUGAUAAGCUAUAAUCAAGCUACAGCAUCAAACGUUUGUCAGAAAAUCUAUGAUGGUCUAAAGGCAAGAAACUAUAAUGUAUGGUUCGACAAAAUACAUCUACAUGGUAGCAUACUUGAUGGAAUGGGAAAAGCAGUUGAUAAUUCAUCUAUUCUUAUUUUAUGCUUGAAUAAUGGAUACUCAAAUAGUGAAUUUUGUUUAAUGGAAGCCAAAUAUGCGACUGAAAGAAGAAUUCCAAUUAUUCCAUGCAUCAUGGAAGAAGGAUUUCGUCCGAUCGGUGGUCUUGGUAUUAUUAAUGAUUUUUUCACAUAUAAUCAACUUGUUCAUUUUAUUAUAUUCCAAUUCAAUGUUGUUGACGAUGGGCAACAACAAGAAAGUGACAAUGAUCAUCUUAUACAACACCUUCUUCAAUAUAAUAAAAGUUUAGCAGAAGAUGUCCGAGUUCAACAAGAAAAUUAUGCCAAUAUGCGACAACAUCUUCUCGAUCAAGACGAAAGAUUAGCAGCAUUUGUGCGUUUUCAACGAAGGCAAGAACAAAAUAACGUUCAUCUUUUGCAACGCCAGACGAAUCAACAUGACCAAUUGACAUCGAUUGUUGGUGUUCAACAAGAACAACAACAAGAUAAUGCUUAUCUUCGACAACAAUUUUUUAAUCAAAACGAACAAUUAGCGCAAAUAACUCGUAGACAACAAGAACAAGAGCGAAAUCAUGACAUCUCAAAGCAACUUCUACAACACGUUGAUCAAUUAACACAACUUUUUGUCAAUCAACAGCAGCAACAUGCCAGGAAUAUUGAGGCUUUGCAUCAACUAAUUAAUCGAUCAUACGAAAGAAAUGAAUCGUUAGAAACAAUUAUUGAUCAACAUUUAACACGGCAAGAUAGACAAGAAUCUACAGAAGUUUACUUUUUAUUCAUUUUUAUUGAUCGAACGGUUUCAAUCCAUGAUAGUCCUAUUAUUCAAUUAUCUGUUUAUCCAAAUUAUGGUUUUUCGCCUGAAAAUAUUGAAGUUCGUUGUCAAAUAAUUGAACCAUCAAAAUAUGAUAAUAUUUAUUUAUCAGUUAAAACAGAUUACAUUAAACCAUCAGGUAUAAUUCUUAUGGUUGAUAAUACUAUCAAUCGAUGUCGCACAAAUAAACAAGAAUAUCUGAGUGUUAAUAUUUGUAAUUCAUCAUUGAUACUUAUUUAUAUCAAUCAUACAAUUCUUAAUGAUACCCUUGAAAAAAUAGAUUAUUUUUAUCGUGUUGAAAUCGUAUCAAAUUUAAAAACACGUAUUGGAAACCAACAAGAUGAAGGCAAGGGCAAGAAAUGUUAG
This is a messenger RNA of Rotaria sp. Silwood1, 1830 nucleotides long. The record is from the annotation of a GenBank genome assembly. NCBI's taxonomy places the organism in Eukaryota, Metazoa, Rotifera, Eurotatoria, Philodinida, Philodinidae.